This is a messenger RNA of Kluyveromyces marxianus DMKU3-1042, 1089 nucleotides long. RefSeq names its product mitogen-activated serine/threonine-protein kinase KSS1 (gene KSS1). Gene Ontology annotation, molecular function: ATP binding; MAP kinase activity. The record is from RefSeq and is a predicted model, not a curated record. The transcript has a single exon. Gene Ontology annotation, cellular component: nucleus; cytoplasm. Gene Ontology annotation, biological process: intracellular signal transduction; protein phosphorylation. NCBI's taxonomy places the organism in Eukaryota, Fungi, Ascomycota, Saccharomycetes, Saccharomycetales, Saccharomycetaceae. Bases 1 to 1089 code for a protein of 362 amino acids.
AUGCCCAGAACGAUUACAUACGAUAUUCCUUCCCAUUACCAGUUGGUGGAUCUUGUAGGAGAGGGUGCAUAUGGGACAGUAUGCUCGGCAAUUCACAAGCCUACGAAUACGAAGGUUGCGAUCAAGAAGAUCCAGCCAUUUACGAGGUCAAUGUUUGUAACAAGGACAUUGCGAGAGUUGAAGCUCUUAAAGUUUUUCCACUCGCAUGAGAAUAUUAUAUCAGUACUUGAUAUAGUGCGUCCAACGUCGUGGCAGAAGUUUGAGUCCGUGUACUUAGUGCAGGAGCUCAUGGAGACCGAUUUACAGAAGAUUAUUAGCCAGCAGAGUUUGUCCGAAGACCAUAUCCAAUACUUUAUUUACCAGAUCCUCCGGGCGCUUAAAUCGUUACAUUCGGCUCAAGUGAUCCACAGAGACUUAAAACCAAGCAAUCUUCUGCUCAAUAGCAAUUGUGAUCUGAAAGUUUGCGAUUUUGGGCUGGCUCGUUGUUUGGCCUCGAGCGAUCAAUCGAGAGAAAAUAUGGUCGGGUUCAUGACGGAAUAUGUGGCCACCCGUUGGUACAGGGCGCCCGAAAUUAUGCUUUCCUUCCAAGAGUAUACUACUGCAAUGGACAUAUGGUCUUGCGGCUGUAUAUUGGCAGAAAUGAUCAUGGGAAAACCUCUAUUCCCAGGUAGAGAUUACCAUCACCAGUUAUGGAUCAUCCUAGAAGUACUAGGUUCACCAACACUAGAAGACUUUGAACAAAUCAAAAGCAAAAGGGCAAAGGAGUACAUCUCUCAACUGCCGAUGAAAAAAGGCAUUCCAUGGGCUAACGUUCUUAACAAAGAUGUUAGCCCGCUUGCAAUUGACUUACUCUCGAAAAUGUUGACCUUUAACCCAGACAAACGGAUCAGCGCAGUUGAAGCCUUGAAACAUCCAUACCUAGCUACUUACCAUGAUCCCGAUGACGAACCCGAUUACCCCCAACUCAACCUCGAAGAUAAUUUCUGGAAAAUUGACAACGAGGCCCGUGACAAGAAUGAAGAGGAUGACAUACCUCUAGAAGUACUUAAGAAAAUGCUUUACGAUGAAGUCAUGAAACCUUUGAAUUAA